ACUCACAGAGCAGCCUUUCUCCAUGAAAAAUGUCUACAGGUGAUAUCCACCUGACGUCAAAUAUGGUGUGUGGAUGUCAAAUUCAGAGUUUUAGUGACAGACUAUAAAUUCACGUAUUGUGGUCACAGAUUGUGGUAAUCGGCGUAAUGUCCCUGUUGAACCAAAAGAACGAAUCGCGACUUUUGAGGAAAGUCCCGAAAUGCACCGCUGCUAAGGAUGUCCUGGACUUCAGCAAAGUUGGAGGACUUCGACAUCACAUAAAGACCCUUAGGGAGGCGAUCAUAUUUCCCCUAUUGCAUGGACAUAUUUUCUCGCACUUCAAUAUCAAAGCACCAAGAGGAGUUUUGUUCUAUGGACCACCAGGAACUGGAAAGACCUUGGUCGCGGGAGCGUUGGCUGCAGAGAUCAACAGGGAAGGCAUCGGAAAAGUUACGUUUUUCCAUCGUAAAGGUGCAGAUAUGCUAGAAAAAUGGGUAGGCGCAUCAGAGAAUAGACUGCGCGCUCUUUUUGAAAAAGCAACAAAAUGCAGGCCGUCGAUAAUUUUCUUUGACGAAAUAGAUGGCUUAGCGCCAAUUCGUUCCGACAAAAAUGACCACAUCCACUCCAGUUUGGUGGCCACCCUGCUGGCCCUAAUGGACGGUCUAGAUACUAAGCCGGGUGUCAUUGUCAUUGGAGCUACCAACAGAAUUGAAGCGGUGGAUCCUGCUCUUAGAAGACCUGGAAGGUUCGACAAAGAGCUGUACUUUCCCCUACCAGGCGUCGAAGCCAGAAAAGGGAUAAUCGAAGUUCACACCGGAAGUUGGAACCACCAACUAACUCAAAAAUUUAUAGACAAACUGGCUGAUCUGACAGUUGGUUUCUGUGGAGCUGAUAUUCAAGCACUUUGCUCUGGAGCAGUGCUAUGCUGUGUCAAAAGGCAGUAUCCGAAGAUAAAUAAUAUUGCAUCGAAGGUUAAAAUUGAGGCUGAGAGCCUUAAGGUAGAAGAGAGUGAUUUUCUGGAGGCCAAGAUGAAUAUUGUACCAUCUACAGUGAGACAGGGACAUAGGAUGAGAAAUUUGAGUCAUAUUAUCACACCUUUGCUGAAGAGACAACAAAAUAGGGUCAUUAGAUACAUACAGUUACUUUGGCCACACUUUUUACAAGAAUGUUACAAGUAUACACUUGGAGAGAAUCGUUACGCGGGGAGGGUACUCUUGAUAGGCUCAAAUUUCCAAGGUCUGAAUACCCAUUUGAUGCCUUCUGUUCUGAAACAUUUGGAGCAUUUGCCGACAUUUGUUUUCGACUCCAAGAUCUUUGAUAAAAUGGAGACGAACCUGGCCAGUGCACAGUCUGUUUUUCCUGCUGUUAUAUUGUUGUCCAGAAUUGAUGAAUGGUGGGACUACAUAGAUGACUGUGUCCAACACAGCAUCGUCUCAACUCUGGAAGAUAUCCAUGCGGGAUUGCCAGUUCUUACAAUUGCCUCGUGUACUACAGAUAUACCACUGAGGCUCCACAACUUCUUCUAUAAUAACAGUACCAUUCUGAUAAAAAUAGAUGACCCAAAUGACGCAGAGAGGGAACAUUUUUUGGCACCACUGUUUUUUGGGGAUAAAUGUCUGAGCUUACAUCGGGUAUUGGAAAACUGCAAGAGAUCUGCAAAAAAGGCAGCCAAAUCUGAAGGUGAGACCAUAACAAAGCCUAACAAAGAGAAUAGCGAGGAAAUAAAAAUCGAGGAGGUUCACAGUUUGACAAAUGGUAAAAGAAAAAUCGAAGAUCACACUAUGAGUAAUCAGGCAUUGGUUAAGAAAAUAAAGCUGUGUGAGAACAAAUUUGGAUCUUAUCAGUCCAAGAGUUACAUAAAUACGGAGAAAGCUGUGGCGUACCAUUUUUUUCUCCAAAAAUGUUCAACUCAAAACCCGGACGGACGCCACUGGUAGAAAUGUUAAAAUAUUGUUUGUACAUCAGAAGAUGCACCUGGAUUCGAAGAUGUGCCUGAAUUUCAUAAAAAUGUCUACAAUAGUAUCACAUACAUAAAUAAAAGUAAUAAAAUAAACAUUUUAUUCUGAAAAUUUUACCCCUAGAUAAAGCACCCAAAUCAGUGGAAUCUGUCUUAAAUGAAAGACCAAGUAGACUUGAAAGAUAUCAAGCCAGGAAGAGGUACUUCACCAGGGUUCUGUCCGAUCUGCUGAAUCGGCGAAGUAUGUGGAGAAACUAUUCUAAGACCUAUGCCCUCCGUAGCAACUUUGGAGGCCUGACACCAAAAAGAAACAUCAUGACAGCGGCCGUAUCACCAGCCAUUGCCUUCAAAAGACCGGUCGAAGACCAAAUGAAGCAGAUCUACCAGCUGUGGAAGCAUACCGCGCUGGUGACGUCACGUCACAUGGCUGUGGCUCAGUUAGAGCUGCUCUAUGACGUCAUAUCCGCCUGCAUCAGUAUCCAUCAACACUCUUUCGAAGCUUUGGUCGAGCAUUUGGAGAAUAUUCUGAAGAAGAUCGAGUAUUCCAACCAGAUUUCCGAUGAUCAGGCGAAACCAGAGCCAAAUCCGUCAAAAAAGUGAUUUUAUGUAUGGCCAUUUUAUUGGCCCAGUGUAAGAGUAAAUAUAAAUAUAAAUAUUCACUAAACA
This is a messenger RNA of Acanthoscelides obtectus, 2602 nucleotides long. The record is from the annotation of a GenBank genome assembly. NCBI's taxonomy places the organism in Eukaryota, Metazoa, Arthropoda, Insecta, Coleoptera, Chrysomelidae.